AUGUCAGAUUCUAACACAACCGACUUCACCAACCCCUCCACCUUCAUCCUGCUGGGCAUUCCUGGCCUGGAGGCGGCCUAUGUCUGGAUCUCCAUCCCCUUCUGCAUCAUGUACGUCAUGGCCAUCUUGGGGAACUCUUCCAUCCUGUUCGUCGUGAAGAGGGAGCCGAGCCUCCAUGAGCCCAUGUUCUAUUUCCUCUGCAUGCUGGCCGUCACUGACCUGGUCAUGUCCACGUCCAUCCUGCCCAAAAUGCUGAGCAUCUUCUGGUUCAAUUCCAGGGAGAUCAAUUUCAGUGCCUGUCUCACGCAGAUGUACUUCAUUCACUGCCUCUCAGCAAUGGAAUCUGGGAUCUUUGUGGCCAUGGCUUUGGAUAGGUAUGUAGCCAUCUGCGAUCCCCUGAGACAUUCCACCAUCCUGACAAACCCAAUGGUGGCCAAAAUAGGUCUCGCUGUGGUACUACGCAGCAGCAUACUCGUACUACCCAAUCCCUUCCUGGUGUGGCGGUGCCCCUAUUACAGAACCAACAUCAUCCCCCACACCUACUGCGAUCACAUAGCUGUGGUCAAGCUGGCCUGUGCUGACAUCAGUGCCAGUAAUUACUAUGGCCUGUCUUUGGCAUUCUUCAUCACAGGUCUGGAUGUGUUUUUUAUCGCUGUGUCCUAUACUCACAUUCUCAGGGUUAUCAUAGGCCUCCCCACAAAGGACGCCCGGCUCAAGACUUUUGGGACCUGUGUCUCCCACCUCUGUGUCAUCUUAGCCUUUUACAUCCCCGCUCUAUUCUCCAUCCUGACACACCGAUUUGGCCACAAUGUGGCCCCACAUUUCCAUGUUCUCAGUGCCAACAUGUACCUCCUGGUGCCCCCCAUGCUAAAUCCCAUCAUCUAUGGGGUGAGGACCAAACAGAUCCGGGACAGGCUGCACUGGAUCUUUCCUCAUAAAGGUACCUAA
Molecule: messenger RNA, 948 nt
Organism: Mauremys mutica (yellowpond turtle)
Lineage: Eukaryota; Metazoa; Chordata; Testudines; Geoemydidae
Product: olfactory receptor 52K2-like
Exons: 1
Coding region: 1-948 (315 amino acids)
Biological process (GO): G protein-coupled receptor signaling pathway
Cellular component (GO): membrane
Molecular function (GO): G protein-coupled receptor activity; olfactory receptor activity
Source: RefSeq, a predicted model, not a curated record